Molecule: messenger RNA, 1155 nt
Organism: Suillus subaureus
Lineage: Eukaryota; Fungi; Basidiomycota; Agaricomycetes; Boletales; Suillaceae
Product: glycoside hydrolase superfamily
Exons: 6
Coding region: 1-1155 (384 amino acids)
Source: RefSeq, a predicted model, not a curated record
AUGACUCGCACCCUAUGUACCCUCGGGUUUCUGUUCUUUCUAUCUCUAGAUUUCGUUUCUGCACGCCACGUUCCUCGAAGCUGCCACCCUCACAGUAGCAGGUCUAACAGUAACUCCGGUACCCACCCGUCGUCUAGCGUCAUUGCUGUGGGUAGUGCACCUCCUGCACCCGCCCCGAGCACCAACGGCAGCUCCUCGUGUUUCCCGUCUGCGGGUUUCAUCAUGCCGUCUACUGUUCCCAGCUCGACCGAUGGUUGGUGGUGUUCUCCAAAUACUGAAUAUGCAUUCCUUGGAUUCAGUUAUGAAGUCACUGCUUGUGCGACCAUCGUCUCUCCUGAGAUUCGCCAAUCUCUAACCAAGCUCAACAGUGACUUUGCUGAUAUCAAGAACACCUUUGGAUCGCGAUACGUCCGCCUUUAUGGUGCUUGUGAUAGAGACGGUUUCUAUGAUGAUAUUGUCAGCGCUGCAUGGGCUACAGGUCUUGGCGUUCACGCUCUGAUUUGGUUUGGAUUCGAUGGAGGCAAUCAGUGGAUGGCUCGCCGUGACUCAUUGGUUUCUUCGCUCACCAGUAACCCCAAGGCCAAGUUCGUCACUCGAGGCGUCCAAUUUGGUUCUGAGCCUCUGUUCGAUAACGUACUGCCGCAUUCGGAGCUUGCAUCUCAGGUCACGUCUUUGAAAUCCAAGCUUCUUGGCGUUGGUAUCCCUGUUACUGUCAGCGAACUCGCAUACGGAUACCAGGAGCGCGGUGGUGCUCAAGACGUCCUCAAUGCUAUUGACUUUAUCAAUAUUCAUAUGCUCCCUUUUUUCUCGGCCCUUGCAACGUUUGGUGCUGCUGCAUGGCCGCUCGUUGAGACUGACAUGAACUGGUUUAUCGAACAUGGCAAUGGCAAGAAAAUGUACUUUGAUGAGAAUGGCUGGCCCGCCGUCACUUCGCCUGGUGUUCAGCCUAAUAGCAUCCUUGCCCAGGCCUCGGUAGCCAACGAGGAGGGCUACUUUUCUAUGCUCGAUAGCCAUUGCGAAGAUCUCAAACUCGGCCCUCAGGGUGGUAUCGGUUGGUUCGCUCAUAUCUACAGCGACGAGCAGGAGCCUGGCUAUGGCAUCUAUGACGAUGCUGGGAAAAAGAAAUUCCCCUUCAAACCUCGCACGUCUUGCUAG